AAUGUGCUGUUUGCCUGGAAGUAAGUAGCAGACGAGGAGAAGCAAAGAGAAUGUGUUGAUGAACGAGAACCAACACAGAGUAUAAAGGGUGCUGUGUGACUGGAAAUAGCUAAGGAGAAGAAGCAAAGAGAUUGUGUUGUUGAACCAGAACUUUUCCAGCCAUGGAUUCCAGCUGUAAUCCUAAAAUCACUAUCACCAAUGUGGUGGCAACCUUCAAGACCAAGUGUCCCCUCAACAUGCACUUCAUCGCUUCAAAGGGACACAACGUCAUCUUUCAGCAACAAAGAGGGAAAGUCAUGAUGAAGCUUCGAAAGCCCAUGAUAACAGCAACCAUUUCGCCCUCAGGAGGUAUCGCCUGUGCUGGAGCAAAGAGUGAGGCUGAUGCAAAGAUGGGCGCUCGCAGAGUUGCACGCUAUCUCCAAAAACUGGGCUACAAAGUGAAGUUUUCACACUUCAGAGUUGUGAAUGUGCUUGCAGUUUACAGUUUUCCUUUUCAUAUCUGCCUCACACGCCUUGUGACAGAAAAUAAACUCUCUGUGACAUACGAACCGGAGCUCUUUCCUGCAGCUGCCACAUACAGAGUCACAAAUCCCAAAGCAACUCUCCAAGUUUACUUUACCGGUAAGAUCAUAGUUGCGGGACCAAAUGUGCGGGAUGUGACCACAGGGUUUAAGCAAGGCUACCCUCUUCUGUUGAAGUAUAAGACAAACAGUGUUGAACAGAAGAAGAUGACGAAGCCUGACACUAAAACAAGAAAGAGGACUGAUGACAUCCUUACAGUUUCAGACACAGAAAUACAAGGAGAGCAAGCAGAGAAGAGAAGGUGGUUGUUGAUGCAGUAUAAUGGAAACCAACCAGGCCAACAGUUUCUAGUAAGGAUAGGUGGAAAGAUUUUCAGUGUGCCGAGAUGGUUGCUGGACCGCUGGGGCUGGAGAGUGAUGCAGCCUAAUGAGUGAGACAGAAGACAACAUGAAGUGUACAUUUUCAAACAUACUGUCUAUAUGGGCUGUACAUGCAAAGAGAGCUUUAUUGUUACUGAAUAAAAUACAAAUCAGAAGAGUGAUAUCCUGGUCAGUGUAUUAUUCAGAAAUCUGCAA
Messenger RNA from Solea senegalensis (Senegalese sole), 1097 nucleotides. RefSeq names its product TATA box-binding protein-like 1. The coding region runs from base 162 to 956 and encodes 264 amino acids. Gene Ontology annotation, biological process: DNA-templated transcription initiation. The transcript has a single exon. The record is from RefSeq and is a predicted model, not a curated record. Gene Ontology annotation, molecular function: DNA binding; general transcription initiation factor activity. NCBI's taxonomy places the organism in Eukaryota, Metazoa, Chordata, Actinopteri, Pleuronectiformes, Soleidae.